This is a messenger RNA of Naegleria gruberi, 747 nucleotides long. RefSeq lists its product as uncharacterized. The coding region runs from base 1 to 747 and encodes 248 amino acids. Lineage: Eukaryota; Heterolobosea; Eutetramitea; Acrasida; Naegleriidae. The transcript has a single exon. The record is from RefSeq and is a predicted model, not a curated record.
AUGGAAAGGAAGAAUUGUUUGAUUGAUCAGUUGGUUGAGGUUUUGAGGGUUUAUAGAAAGUUGGAGGAUGGUAAGGUUGAGAGUAAGGAUCCACAUGUCAAUUUCCUGAUUCAAAUUAUGGAGGAUUUACAUUUAAUGACUGGAAAUCAGGAGACAAUUGAUAGAUUUGUGGGAAAUAUGGAGGGAUUUUUCAAUAUUGGAGUGAGGGGUAAUCAAGAGAAUGAAACACCUGAAAAUUAUUUGGAGAGGAGAAUUUAUGAUAGUGCCACUUAUGCCAUGUUGAAUGUUUUGGAAAUUACUUCGAGUAGAAAUGCAGUUGGGUUGAUUGGGGAGGAUUACAAUACUGAACUCUUCUCAAAAGCUCACAGAUUGUGUGCUAUUGUUUUUUCAAUGGUUAAUGAUUUACUUUCCUAUCAUAAGGAUGUGGUACUGCCAUCAGGAGGAAAUUUAUUGGGAUUGGAUUCGAAUUUAUCGUAUAUUCAGGUAUUGUUGAAGAAUAAUAAGGAUCUUUCAUUAGAGCAGGCAACAAAUCAAUGUUUAGACUAUAUCCUUGAAUCGAAAUCUCAAUUUGAGGCCAUUAUGAAAUUGUGUGUAGAUAAUUGUAACGAGAAGCAAUUGGAUUAUAUUAGAGGAGUAGAAAAGCUCAUGGAUGGAAUGUGUCUUUGGAUGCUCUAUUCCAACAGAUACAGACACGAGGAGCAAGUUUAUGAGGAAUUGACAAAAUUGGUUGAUGAGGAAAAAUUCUAG